Messenger RNA from Harpia harpyja (harpy eagle), 2229 nucleotides. RefSeq names its product BAG cochaperone 1 (gene BAG1). The transcript has 7 exons. The record is from RefSeq and is a predicted model, not a curated record. Gene Ontology annotation, cellular component: cytoplasm; nucleus; membrane. NCBI's taxonomy places the organism in Eukaryota, Metazoa, Chordata, Aves, Accipitriformes, Accipitridae. Bases 261 to 989 code for a protein of 242 amino acids. Gene Ontology annotation, biological process: protein stabilization. Gene Ontology annotation, molecular function: adenyl-nucleotide exchange factor activity; protein-folding chaperone binding.
CUGUAAGGAUGAUGGUGGGAACAGGCGACGAGGCUGUCCUUGCCAGAGAGCACAGGGCAGACAGAGGUCACUUUUUGGGUAGUAAUCUUCAUUUAGAUGAAAUCUGCCACUGAAUUCAGCCCUGUGCAUUAAAAGCAGGCGCUACCUGCUGGGCUCUCUUCUUGUUGGUUGAAUAAGCUUGAAGUUUUGGCGGUUAGCGAGCUGCAAGAUCGCAACAGAAAGCGGUGGUUUCUUCAGUAGGACAGGUGGGUGCUGACCUGAUGAAGCAGGUUACUCAAAGGCCAGCUGACACGGCUGAGCUUUUUUUUUCCUCAGGGGAAAAAAAACAGGAGGAGGGAGAAGAAGGUGGAAGGGAAGAUGUCGUUAAGUCUGCAAAUAAAUAUAAAAAGUUACUGCAAAGAGGUAAUGAAAAACACAGUAUUCAGGUGGCUUCUCAACAAGAAGAUGGUGAACCUACACUACAAGACAUGGCUGUACUAAUUGAACAAGUCACUGGUGUUCCGGUUCCUUUUCAGAAACUGAUAUACAAAGGGAGGUCUCUGAAAGAAUUGGAACAACCAUUGUCAGCACUUGGUGUUAAAAAUGGUUGCAAAAUCAUGUUGAUUGGGAAAAGGAAUAGUCCAGAAGAAGAGGCUGAAUUAAAGAAGUUAAAAGAUUUGGAGAAGUCAGUGGAGCAAAUAGCUAAUAAGUUAGAGGAAGUUAAUAAAGAGUUCACAAGUAUCCAGAAGGGGUUUUUAGCAAAGGAUCUCCAAGCAGAAGCACUAAAACAGCUGGACAAGAGGAUAAAAGGAACUGCAGAGCAGUUCAUGAAGAUCCUGGAGCAGAUUGAUGCCAUUAAUCUGCCAGAGAAUUUCAGUGAUUGCAAACUGAAAAAGAAAGGGUUGGUGAAAAGGGUUCAGGUUUUUCUUGCCCAGUGUGAUACCAUUGAAGGAAAUAUUGGUCAAGAAAUGGACAAGCUACAGUCAAAGAAUUUGGCACUGGCAGAAUGAGGCAUUGCCCUACUUAACUAGGAAACAUAAUUGCUCUAUGAGCAAGAAGAAAAGUUUGCUCUUUGUUUUGGAGCACGUAUUCAGCUUUUUUUUUUUCUUUUUUUUUUUAAAGCCCAGUCUGUUAGACUGGUACCAGUCAAUCAUUUCUUGCUGGUUGUCUUGUUUGCCGCUUGGUUAGACUAUUAUUUUGAAAAGAAAAUCCUUCCUGAAGAAUGGCAGAAAUAAUCUUUGUGGUGAAUUGUUAUGUAUCUUACGGACGAAUGUUUAGUUAACUAAGUUAUAAAGUUUGCAGUGAUGGGCAAUUUUGUCUGAUAUGUCUUUGAAUUUAUUUACAGCUCAAAUCAAAGAAGGUCUAUAAUUGUACAAGUGCCAUAAGUUGCAAUUGUAGGACUUCAGCUUGAUUGAAAAAGGCAAACUGAGACGACAUCUGGGAGAGUCGAACGUUCUAGUAGACGGUUCAGAGCAAUAAAAAAACCUACGCAUUUGUAUCUACUUAAUGUUUGUAUGCAUUUAUAAAUAUAAGAAAGCUUGACUAUAAGGGAGUCGUACCUAUUUUAGCCUUAAAUUGUCAUAAUAAAUGGAAUGUACUGUAACAUGUAUGGUACUUAAUUUUGAGUGGUGCUUUAAGUUGUUACUAAGCUUGAUACAGACGUAUGUCUUUUACAUAGAUUUCUGAUGUACUGUGUUUUUUAUAGAUUAUUCUUAUUUUUAUUGUUUGUGUUCCAUCUGGAGUUAUGGUGGGAAAUGAAAUGAGAUUACUCAUGCUGCUCAUAUACCAAGAGUUCAGUUCAAGCAAGGUAUAACUAAGGAGCUAUUUUGAAAGUUUUUUUAUACUUUUUUUUUCUGAUUUUACUGAAUUCACGAUGCUAUAUUUAAUGAAAAAUUACAGUGAUCAUUUCUAGUCUGUUAAGGUAAUCGGUGAAUUUUUAUAGCAUGUUACAAAGUGACAGAACUUUAUUUUAGCAAUGCCGUGUGACUGAGGGUUAUGACUGAUUCUCGCAGUCGGAUACGUGCCACACUUAGCCUUCUGUGUUAGGUGAAAAAUAAGCUUUUGCAGGAGAUACUUACUACCUGUCAGCAGGUGCAGCCAACUUUGCGGUUGUUGGUCAGAGCCCAUAGCUAAUGUACCUAUAGUGGGAAUUGCUUUUUCACUGAUACUUCUGGUCCGUAGGUCAGUCAUAUACGCAGUGGCUGCUGCAGUAGUGACUGGUAAGGAGCCUGUUUCUGAGGGGAAGAAAAA